UGGCAUUUCGUUAAACGGCAUCAACGCAAAGACAGCUCAACUACUGUUCAGUUUAAAAAUGAAACGUAUGUUCUUGGUGAUCACCUUCGUUGCCGCAAUACAAGGUGUGCCAGUUGAAAAUGUGGGCAGGAUCGUUAACGGAGCCGAAGCAGCUCGAGGAGAGUUCCCGUGGCUUGUUUCGAUUUCUGAGAAUGUCCGACAUAUUUGCGGAGGGUUCAUCUAUAACGAUCGAUUCAUCGUCACCGCUGCCUCUUGUGUCUUUGGGAAACCCAUUACUUCGUUGAAGGUCAAGAUUAGUGGAUUGGUUUUAGGCAUACCCGAACCGGAUGAGCAAAACAUCGACGUCAUUUCUGUACACCUCCAUCCGUCUUAUGACGCUGUUUUUAAACUGCACGACUUGGCGUUCGUUAAGUUGAACAGGCCCAUCGUUUUUGGAGAUGCUGCAAAAGCCAUCCGCUAUGAAGAGCCAGACGAAUCGAUUAAGAUGGCAACUAUAGCUGGAUGGGGAUUGAUUUCGGAAACGGACGGUCAGACUCAAAGGCUUCAGAAAACAACAAUUUUUAACCUUGCGGCUAAUUGCAAUAUUUAUGGGAGCAAUGAAUAUUCCGUUAACCACAUGAUUUGUGCUGGUGAUGGAACGACGUCUCCCUGUAAUUAUGAUCAAGGAUCACCGCUCGUUCAAGCAACGCCUUCCGGAAACAUUGUCAUCGGAAUCAUGUCGAAGAAUAAAGGCUGCGUAUCUCCCUAUCCGCCAACGAUUUACACUCGCCUAGCAACCUAUUAUUCUUGGAUUAUGCAAACAGCAGGCCAACAGCCAGCAAAUCUCUAAUCAGUAAAAUAAAAAUGAAAUAGCAUUUCAACAUGAACGGCCAUCAAAAGAUUCACGAUUGACUUGUUUUCGAAAAAUAAAUGCAAACUACACUUGAAA
This is a messenger RNA of Daphnia carinata, 928 nucleotides long. RefSeq names its product complement factor D-like. Gene Ontology annotation, molecular function: serine-type endopeptidase activity. Lineage: Eukaryota; Metazoa; Arthropoda; Branchiopoda; Diplostraca; Daphniidae. Gene Ontology annotation, biological process: proteolysis. Bases 59 to 829 code for a protein of 256 amino acids. The record is from RefSeq and is a predicted model, not a curated record. The transcript is spliced from 6 exons.